CUCCCUCUUAGUUGAUUUCCUCGUCAAAAAAAAAAUCAAAACUAUCUUCCAUGUUCUGUCUUAUUUCCACGUAACAAAAUGUCUUUAAAACACCACAUUCCUCCUCUUUUUUUUUUUUAAACACCAUAUUUCUCUUUUUUUCUUUUAACUAUGUUCUUGAUGAGAAAGUUUAGAGUUUCCUCUCUCACGUUACCUUGCUGGUGAUCCACUAGGUCAAGAUAUAAGUAAACCAAGAUGUCCGACAUGACAAGUCUAGCGGCUUCGCCUUCACGAUCUUCAAAACGCGCCAUGUACUACGUGCAAAGUCCUUCACGUGACUCUUACACGUCAGUUACACAGCCUAGUACAAUGAUGGACUCUCCCACACACGAUUCAUACUCCUUGGGCCGCCACUCUCGUAACUCAUCAGAGAGUAGAUUCUCCGGGAUAUCCCGAUCAUCAUCAUCAGACAGAAAAAACGUCAAAAAGUGCCGAUCUAACGAGAAAGAAUAUGAGACUAUACUUGAAGAAGGUUCGUAUGAAGAAAUGGACGAUGUGACUUCUAUAAGGAGGUCUCAGGCCAUACUUGCCGUUUUCAUUUUUAUAAGUCUCUUCGCCUUCUGUUGCUUAAUCACGUGGGGAGCUAGUAGACCUUACAAGGCUCAAAUCUCUGUUCAGACAUUCGAACUACGCAACUUCUAUGUUGGUCAAGGAUCAGAUUUCUAUGGCAUGCAUACCAAGUUGCUGACUUUGAAUGGAACAUUAAGAAUUGGUAUAUACAAUCCUGCCCCAACAUUUGGUAUUCAUGUUAGUUCCAAACCAGUCAGUCUCUUAUAUUACCAACUCCCUAUCGCCACCGGUCAGUUGAAGGAACAUUAUCAACCGAAGAAGAGUCAAUAUACGGAAGCAGUGGUUAUAGAAGGAAGAAGGAUCCCAUUAUACGGUGCAGGAGCAAGCCUAGAGGCCACAGAGAGAGGCGGAAAGAUUCAGGUGAAUCUGAGAUUUGAAGUCAAAACAAGAGGAGAUGUGGUCGGAAGAUUGGUUACAAUAAGGCACAAAAAGAGAAUCUCAUGCUCAUUUGUCAUCGAUGUUGCCAUUAGUAAGCGCGUACCGAUCGAUAAGAGUGAUUGCAGCUAUUCAUGAUCAAUCUCAUGCUCAUUUGUAAUCGAGUGAUGUGUAAUAAUAAUAAGAGGUUUGUCUUGAAUAAAUAAAUGUUAAAUGUGGUCAAAUUAAAAAGUCAAAAAGAAAAAAAAGAUUAAAUA
Brassica rapa (field mustard) is the source of this 1241-nucleotide messenger RNA. RefSeq lists its product as uncharacterized. The record is from RefSeq and is a predicted model, not a curated record. Lineage: Eukaryota; Viridiplantae; Streptophyta; Magnoliopsida; Brassicales; Brassicaceae.